UUGCACAAGUUAUUUAUAUCUACGAUAAAAGUGAACCAAUCCCAAACAUUUGUAAAUCGCAAUGAUUCCAAUAGUAAUACUUUCAAUAUGCCUAGUAAAUGUGGCGUCUUCUCUAACUCUCAACAAUAAUGCAACCUUCUCGGCUGAAAGACUUUUGCAAAACGAUCAGAGCGUUAACCUUGAUAUUAUACAUCCACAAUUAAUAAGCAUUGAACAUUUGCAGGCGUUGCUGCAACGAGCCACUCAACUAUUUCAACCGGUACGCGUUCAACAAACGGAAUCCUUAGCCAAUUCUGACCAACAAAUUAACGUACCACCGCAAUAUAUGCAACCGCCUUCUAGCAAUCCAUAUAAUUUUUAUAUGCCACUCUAUGAACACGACGGGGAGGAUAAGAUACUAAAUAAUAAACUUGAUGAACGCAGUCGCAAGUUGCAAAAACUCAUACCACCGUCAGCGGCAAUUAUAAUUCAACAGGAUUUUCUUAAAUCCAAUUAUGCUACAAAAGCAAAAAAGUCACCAAAAAAAUUUGAUUCUCAUCUUAAGCAUAUCAAUGUUAAAUGGUUAAAUAGCUACGAAAAGCAAUUUUCUUCUCCAGAUAAUAAGAAGGCAAUGACGGUACCAAAAGCUGUGUAUCUGAUUAAUGACGAACGUAAUCGAAUCAAUUUCGAUGAUUCGUUUUUCAGUGCUAAUAUGACAGUAAAAGAAACCGAUAAUAAAAUGAAAAAAGCGAAAUCGGAUCAACUAAAUCAAAGUCAUCAGCUUGAAGAGGACUCGUUCGUGGCAUCAAAAUUUCAAUUACCUGUAAUUAAAAGAAACGAUAAAACAAUAAUAGCUAGACGAACAUAA
Messenger RNA from Glossina fuscipes, 847 nucleotides. RefSeq lists its product as uncharacterized. Bases 62 to 847 code for a protein of 261 amino acids. The transcript is spliced from 2 exons. Lineage: Eukaryota; Metazoa; Arthropoda; Insecta; Diptera; Glossinidae. The record is from RefSeq and is a predicted model, not a curated record.